GAUAUCUGUCGACAAGGCCUGACAAGUGCGUCGCUGGAUUGGUUGAACGCGUUGACAGUUAAUGGUGAGCGAGUGGCUGGAUUCGAGUACGAUAUAAUCGUACCGAUAAGAGACUGGAUUAAGGAGGUGGUCGAUUUGAGUGAGAACGAUCACCCGUUGGCCAUUAGAGUGCUGCAGUUCACACAACAGCUCGUGAAGUGA
Molecule: messenger RNA, 201 nt
Organism: Anisakis simplex (herring worm)
Lineage: Eukaryota; Metazoa; Nematoda; Chromadorea; Rhabditida; Anisakidae
Source: the annotation of a GenBank genome assembly